GAACUUUCUUUUUAACUACAUUCAAAUAUGCACUGACCUGUGUCUGCAACAGAAUAGGCAACAGAAAUGGUUAGACAUGUGAUUACAAAGGAGGCCCGCACCUUGUAGAGCCUUGAGAGUGUUAAUAGACUCACUUCAUUCAACACUGGAGCAUGAUGAUCUCUUCCCAUGGGGCUUUUGAGGUCUCAUAUACUCUCAGGCCAUGCCAGUAUCUCAGACCACUUCCUGUUGCCUGCACAAGAUGUAGAACUCUCCGCUACCUCUCCAGCACCAUGUCUGCCUGCAUGCCACCAUGUCCCACCAUGAUGAUAAUGAACUGAAACUCUGAACUGUAAGGCAUGCAAUUAAAUGUUUUCCUUUAUAAGGGUGGCCAUGGUCAUGGUGUCUCUUCACAGGAACAGAAACCCUAACUAAGACAUUUAAAAACAAUACUGGAGUUGUAGAGAUGGCAUGGGGUUAAGAGCACUGGGUCCAAAAUCAUCCGUACCCGAGUUCACAUCCCAGUAUGCACAUAACAAGAUGUGUCCUGACAAAUGCCCACAGGGAAGAGGGAAAGAAGGACCACUGGGACUGGCUAGCUUUCAGCCUUGCCAAGAAAACCCAAACCCAAGGUUGAAGAAAACAACCCUGUCUCAAAGGAAAAAAUUGGAAAGUGAAGGAGAAUGACAUCUGAUAACCCACUCCUGACCUCUGUGUACACACAAACAAACAUGUAUGUACAUACAGAUAUACAUACCUACAUAUGUGUAAUACUCACACAUAUGCAUAAAUUAAUUAAAUAUUUUAAAAAUAAAAAGUGUUCUAUGAGAAAGCUACAGGUAGCAGAGUCCACUUUUAUCCCGGGGCAGGAGAAACAAAAUUAAACAAAACAACUUCUAUGAAAUUGAAAUCCACUCCUUAUCUAAAAAUCAAACAACUUAAAGGAAUCUUGACUGGGAUUCAGGUCCAGGUUGACUCUAUUGUGUAUAGUCAGUAUAUCUACCUGAAGGUAGAUUUCCACCAAAGAGCCAAAAAAAAAAAAAGGUGUCCUGCACAAUGAAAUGAACUAGUAACUAUCAACCUAAACAUUCAUAAAAUCAUUGCAGAUAAGCAUCAGUAGGCUAUUGGCCUAGGAGGAGUCCUGUCUAUAUUCACAUGUUGGCCAAAUAUCCUACCAGUAAUUACUUGGGAAUUUGUCAAGAGAUAUUCAUUAUUUUGCUGCAUUACCUGGCCCUCAGGUUCUUACAUCAUUCUGCUGCUUAGAAGUCACCUUCACACACCAUGGAGGGCCUAUACAGUAAGUAAACUGAGAUGGGCAAAUAGAAAUGAGACAUAUCAAGGUAGGAGGGGUCAGCAUAGGUAUUUAAAAGUGGCUGGGUCUGGAGCAGAUUGUUCUACAAAAAUAAGUGAAACAAGAGAAGGUUGAGGCACACCUCAUUAGCAAAUACUAGUGUUCGUGGAAAGGGAGACGUGGACAGCACAAGACAGCGUGGCAUGGCUUGGAUUACCUUCUACCUUCUAAAUGUUCUCUGGGCUGUGGCAGGAACCAGCACCCAAAACUCUUGCUCUGUCCCCCCAGAACAGCAGCCCUGGGUCAAUGGCCUACAAGUGCUCAUGGAGAAGUCGGUGACAAAGUCAGACUUCACAAAUCCCAGCAUCCUGAUUGCCAUGAACCUGGCCGGUGCCUACAAUCUGGAGGCCCAGAAGCUCCUGACUGACAGGCUCAUGGCCACUGACAGUGCAGACCUGACAAGCGGGCAAAUAGCCCUCACCAUUAUGGCGCUCACCUCCUCAUGCCGAGACCCUGGAAAUAAAGUAUCCAUUCUGCAAAAUAAAAUGGAGAACUGGGUGUCUCCAAGCCCCGGUGCUGAAGCCUCAGCCUUCUAUGGGCCCAGUCUGGCGAUCCUCGCACUGUGCCAGAAGAACUCAGAGGCAACCUUACCCAUCGCAGUGCGCUUUGCUAAGACCCUGAUGAGGGAGUCUUCUCCCUUCAAUGUGGACACAGGAGCAGUAGCAACCUUGGCCCUGACCUGCAUGUACAACAGGAUUCCUGUAGGUUCUCAGGAAAAUUACAGAGACCUGUUUGGUGAGGCACUGAAGGUUCUUGUGGAUAAUAUCAGCUCGAAAAUCAACGCUGAUGGCAUCAUUGGAGACAUCUACAGCACCGGCCUUGCCAUGCAGGCUCUGUCUGUGACACCUGAGCAACCUAUCAAGAAAUGGGACUGCCAGAAGACUAUGGAUAUGAUACUCAAUGAGAUUAAGCAGGGGAAAUUUGAAAACCCCAUGUCCAUUGCUCAAAUUCUCCCCUCCUUGAAAGGCAAGACUUACCUAGAUGUGCCCCAAGUAAAUUGUGGUCCUGAUCAUGAAGUGCCACCAACUCCAGCUGACUAUCCUACCCCCGUCCCCACCUCACCAUCUAAUAUUACCGUCAUAUACACCAUAAACAACCAGCUGAAGGGGGUUGAUCUGCUCUUCAACAAGACCAUUGAAGUUAGUGUGAGGAAUGGAUCUGUGCUACUUGUUGUCCUAGAAGAAGCGCAGCGCAAAAACUCCAUGUUCAAAUUUGAAACCAGAAUGACAUCUUGGGGCCUUCUUAUCUUUUCUAUCAACAAUAUCGCUGAAAAUGUUAAUCACAAGACAUACUGGCAGUUCCUUAGUGGCAAAACACCUUUGGCUGAAGGGGUUGCUUACUAUGUUCCCUCCAACUAUGAGCACAUCACAGCCAACUUCACCCAAUACUGA
This is a messenger RNA of Peromyscus californicus insignis, 2721 nucleotides long. Its product is annotated as cobalamin binding intrinsic factor. The record is from RefSeq and is a predicted model, not a curated record. Bases 1474 to 2721 code for a protein of 415 amino acids. Gene Ontology annotation, molecular function: cobalamin binding. The transcript has 9 exons. Gene Ontology annotation, biological process: cobalamin transport. Lineage: Eukaryota; Metazoa; Chordata; Mammalia; Rodentia; Cricetidae.